Molecule: messenger RNA, 2514 nt
Organism: Hypanus sabinus (Atlantic stingray)
Lineage: Eukaryota; Metazoa; Chordata; Chondrichthyes; Myliobatiformes; Dasyatidae
Product: protocadherin-10-like
Exons: 1
Coding region: 1-2514 (837 amino acids)
Biological process (GO): homophilic cell-cell adhesion
Cellular component (GO): plasma membrane
Molecular function (GO): calcium ion binding
Source: RefSeq, a predicted model, not a curated record
AUGAGGUAUAACAUAUGCAUUUUCCUGAAAUGCCAACGCCUGUGUUUUGUGUUUUCAUUGUGGAAUCUGUGUUCUGGGCAAAUUCGGUAUUCAAUCCCUGAAGAACUGCAACUGGACGCCUUUGUUGGAAACAUCGCUGCCGAUUUAGGUUUAGAUAAAGAGCUAUUGUCUGAUCGCAGAUUACGAGUUGCGGCCCAACCGAAUAAACAUUACGUCGACAUAAAUUUGGAUAAUGGAAAUUUAAUUGUGAAAGAAAAGAUCGACAGGGAAAAGCUUUGUGGGUCGAGCCCCGACUGUGUCUUAUCGUUGGAUGUAGUGCUAGAGAAUCCGUUAACUCUGUAUCAGGUGGAGGUGGAGAUUCUUGAUGUAAAUGACAAUGCUCCCAGCUUCCAAAAGAACCAGAUACGCCUGGAAAUCUCUGAGAUUGCCGCUACGGGAACGCGCUUUACUCUCGAGUCCGCGCACGAUCCGGACAUCGGGUCGAACUCUUUGCAAACGUAUCAGCUACUCCCGAAUGAAUAUUUUUCUCUGGAUGUACAAAUCCGCAGUGACAGAAGAACGUUGCCAGUGUUGGUGUUGCAGCGAGCCCUGGACAGAGAGACGAUGUCGAAACACAAAUUAACGGUAAUAGCAAAAGAUGGCGGUGUUCCCGUGAGAUCGGGCACGGUUCAAGUUACAAUCACGGUAAAAGAUAUAAAUGAUAACUCACCUGUGUUCCCCCAGUCAGUGUAUAGGAUUAGUUUGCUGGAGUCGGUUCCCCAGGGAACAUUAGUCAUCAGAUUAAACGCAACAGACUUGGACGAUGGUCCAAAUGGAGAGAUAAUAUACUCUUUCAGUAGUCAUUGUUCCGCUAUAGUACGUGAACUAUUUGGUGUGGAUUCAAAAACUGGUGAAAUCAGAGUUAAAGGAGCAUUAGAUUAUGAAAGAAACAAUGCGUUUGAGAUUAACGUGCAGGCCAUGGACAAGGGCUCUGGGGCAAUACCCGUGCAUUGUGAUAUUUUCGUUGACAUCGUCGAUGUGAAUGAUAACGCACCUGAGGUGGAGUUAAGAUCCCUUUCAAGUGCCGUACCUGAGCACGCUCCGCUUGGGACAAUAGUGGCUUUAUUCACUGCAACAGAUAAAGAUUCGGGAGAAAAUGGACAAGUACAGUGUGAAAUCGUGAAUCAACUGCCAUUUAAACUAGAGUCAAACAGGAAACAUUACUAUAAAUUGCUGAUUACUCAUUUAUUGGAUCGCGAAAAUAUUUCUAGGUAUGAUGUUACUAUCACAUGCACGGAUGCAGGCGACCCUCCGCUAACUUCGAAGAAAACCAUGCGAGUAGAAGUCUCAGAUAUAAAUGACAACACACCACUAUUUACGCAGCCUGUGUAUAUGGCACGCUUUAUGGAAAACAAUAUAAUAGGAGCUUCUAUAAUGUCAGUGACAGCUUUUGAUCCCGAUGAAGGAGAAAACGCUCGAUUGUUAUUUUCUAUAAUACCUAUGCAGUUUCAAGGCACCCCGAUCGCUAAUCUUUUCUCUAUCAACCCACAGAGUGGCGAGAUAUUUGCUCAGCAGCCUUUUGAUUACGAACAAUUAAAAAGGUUUCAAUUUCAGGUUCAAGUGCAGGAUUCUGGGGUCCCACCACUUACCAGUAACGCUUCAGUGGACAUUGUCAUCCUCGACCAGAAUGACAACGCCCCAGUGAUCGUGCAUCCUUUGCCUGAUUAUGGGUCAACAGUAACCGAAACAAUGCUUCGGUUUGCAGAACCAGGGUACUUGGUUGUAAAGGUGUCGGCCACCGAUGCCGACGCUGGAGAGAAUGCUCAUCUCUUUUAUCAGAUUCUCCAACCAAUUCAUUCUAAUCUUUUUACCAUUUCUGCGGACACUGGGGAAGUUUGGACUAUCCGUCGCAUUACGAACACGGAUGCCUCUAAACAAAGAUUGUUGAUUAUGGUAAACGAUAAUGGAACUCCAUCACUCUCAGCCACAUUGACUUUAUUAUUAACUGUGGUGGACGAGGAUCGUGAAACUUUUUCCAGUGUUACCAGUUUGUCGAACGAUGCGGGUUUCACCCCUGACGUGAGCCUUUCGUUGGUAAUUGCAUUAGGGAUAAUCUCUACCAUUUUCCUUAUAGUUUUAAUUAUCCUCGCUUCUAUACUUCAGAAAGAUAGGGGCGGUUUGAAAUGCCAGUCCAGCAUCCUUGGUGUUUGUUGCUGUUCAGAAACAAGAAAUUCUUUCAAUGGAAUUCAAAAGGCCAGCAGAAGCCUUCAGAUACCACCGAACUAUGUUGAGGUAUUUGGGGGUGAUCCACUUUCCCAGAGCUUUCGAUACGAAUCAUGUUCGACAUUGCAGUCUACGAAGAGAGACUUCAUCACUCCGAACCCGCACAGGCCAUCUCACAGCAAUAAGAGAGUCCAGAAUGAAUCCACUGGGAAGGAAAACAUCAGAGUAAUGGAUUCUGAUCAUCACAGUAAGGCUGUAAGCAAUGAGGUGAGGUGUUUCAUAGCAAAAGGUAUAAUACGAAACAAAAAUUGA